CACACGUACGCGCUCAGCGAUUUGCAGAGAGAGUUUUCGGGUUUUUGUUUAGUUUUAUUUGAUUGCAACUCGAUUGGAACGACAGCGGUUGGCGCAGCACACAACAAUUCCUCAGCGAGGUCGAUAAGAACGGGGGCCAAACUAAGAAAAAGCUCCAGCCGACUCGAUUCGAUUCGAAGCUCAGAAGAUUGGACUUCAGAACUCGAACUUUGGCACCACAGCAGCGCAUCCACGAACGUCGCACCCAAAAAUUCAUGAAUGCCCAGCAGCGGAUUUGGACUCGGAUUCGGAAUCGGAAUCAAUAGCGAACGACAACAACAAAAGGGGGAGCCGAAAGUGGGGUUUGCAACACCGCGGAUUGCACACAAUAAUUAGGUAUGGCGGCGAUUGAGGAGCGUUUCCAGGCGGCAGUCAAUGUGAUAAAGGGUCUGCCCAAAAAUGGCCCCUACCAGCCCAGCACCAGCAUGAUGCUCAAGUUCUACGGGCUGUUCAAACAGGCCACCGAGGGUAGACCAGAUGUGGACAAGAAGCCCGGCUUUUGGGACAUCGUAGGCAAGGCCAAGUGGCAGGCAUGGAACGAUAACCGUCACUUGACCAAGGAGGAGGCGAUGCAGCGCUAUGUGGAGAGCCUGCAGGAGAUCAUUGAGACCAUGUCGUUCACGGAGAAUGUGCAGAACUUUGUGGGCAGCCUCGAUAGUCUGGGAAACAUCAGCCUGGACGAACUGGAGCUGGUCUCGCCCGGCAUGAAGGAGCUGGCCGAGUCGCAUCCCAACUCGCCGUUCCACUCGCGCACCAACAGUCCCCAGCACGGCUCCAGUUGUAAUGGCGAACCGGAGCCGGAACCUCAGGCGACUAGCACCGCACCGCUGGCCACAUCCGAAACGAUUAAGGAGAAUGGCCAUAGUUCGCCGCCACUGACCAAUGGCUAUGGACCUAAGCCAACAGCAAGCUACACACAACAUGACACGCACAACUUUACGAGCAACAGCAGCGUGGCCAUCGUGGAUCCCUCGGACGAUGAGUACGACGAUCCCUACGAUCUCAGCCACGAGCUGACCCAGGCGAUUGGCCAGAACACGGACCUGCUGCGUCAAAUCCAGGCUGCUAUCACACGGAUGAACAGCGAUGUGGGCGCAGUGCAGCAGCGCGUUCGCAGCCUGGAGCAGUCGCUCAACGAACUUCGCAGCGGCCAAAAGGCAGCGAAAGGAACGGUGGCGCAGCCACGAUCACUGCCCGCCUGGUGGCCCUUCAGGAACAUCUCCCCGCUCUGGUUUGCCGUCCUCAUCCUGUGGCCUUUCCUGGUGAGGCGGUUCGCGCGGAUGCUUCAGUCCAAUCCGCAGCGCAGGCACUGACGCAGGAAAGCUAUACUUGCGGAGGGCGGAACAUGUGGUAGUUAAAUUUUAUCUUCGGUUACGGGCACGAGCUUGGUCUUUAGCUUUCUUCUAUCCUAGAAAGCGCUUCAGUUAUUGUACAGAGUUGGCCUUAUUUAUACCUUACUUACCCCCAUGGUUAUCCAGUUGCAAUAUCUCUACCCCCUUUUGUACACGUCUAUAUAUGUAUAUUGAAUGUAUAUUUAUUUCGUACACACAAAUCGCGACCUUUUUGUCACAUUCCCCAUCUGAUUUAGUUCGUAAGUCGAAUGUUUUGGCAAUUUUGUCCAGCAGAAGGCGAGUUUUAGCCACCUGAAAGCGCCGAUCUACUGAAAAUACGGUUGUAAGCGUAUACUUUAUUGUGCAUUAUUUGUUGUUAAUUAUAAUUUUUGUAAUAAAGCAAAAAAAAAGUGAG
Molecule: messenger RNA, 1785 nt
Organism: Drosophila melanogaster (fruit fly)
Lineage: Eukaryota; Metazoa; Arthropoda; Insecta; Diptera; Drosophilidae
Exons: 3
Coding region: 378-1352 (324 amino acids)
Biological process (GO): lipid storage
Molecular function (GO): fatty-acyl-CoA binding
Source: RefSeq, marked reviewed